AUGACACUUGCCAACGCUGAUAUCGAGGAGCAGAAUCCCCAGCAGGAAGUCCAUUUUGCAGGUACCAAUGACGACGAUGUCUCCUGCACAGGCCAUGACCAUGACGAAGACCCCUACACAAGCGAAUCCAUUCGAAAUCUCAUGACCAAGAAGGAGAAUGACCGCAUCAAGAUGUUCAGGCUCAUGGUACUUGGAAUGCUGAUCAUGACAGCAGUGGUCACCAUUGUGGCAAAGGUCUUUCUGGGCCAGCAGGAGAACAGAAACUUUGAGACAGCUUAUGGCCAGUUUGCUAGGACUCUGGCAGAUGCCGCCCUUGAACAACAGCAGAGCCUCCGAGCUUCCUGUAGGAGCCUCGCCAAUGAAAUCACGGCCUAUGCACAACAGACCAACCAGAGUUGGCCCUAUGUGAAUCUGCCUCUGUUUGAGAGCUAUGCCAAGGGUUUCUUUGACCACAGCAAGGCUGAGUUUAUUGGUGUUCAGAACCUUGUCAAGCUAAAUGAAACAGAUGACUUUAUCAAUUGGACCACAGCUCACUACAAGGACUGGGUUAGUGAAGCCCACACCCUUCAUUAUGGAAACACUGACCUCCUCAACACAGAUCCAGCCCGAUACAAUCAGUAUAUCUCCCAGAAAGGCCCUAACAACACAUAUCCUCCCGACAAAGAUCGUCCAUACUAUGCUGUUCGUAUCAUGCAAUCUCCUCCCAUGCGUGCUUAUGGUCCUACAUUGAAUCUGAACCUCGCCACCAUCCCUGGUAUCCAAGCCAUCCAUGAUUCCCUUCUGCAACUCAAGUAUGAGACACUUGUUACUCGCAUCAAGCCAUUCAAUGCAGUCCCCGCAGAAGAACACCAAAACUUCCAUACAGAUUCCGAAGCGGAUAAUCCUCAUUCCUUUAUGUUCACUCCAAUUUGGCAUGAGGUUCAAAAUCCAGACAGUGGCAUUGUUGGAACACUUUCUUCCAGUGUUGCAUGGGAUGCCAGUAUGCAAGAUUUGCUGCCUGAGAUGGUCACAGGCAUCUUGGGUGUUGUCCGCAACGACUGUGGGCAAGAGUUCACCUACUUGGUGUCUGGUAAAGAAGCCUUCUACCUUGGCCCAAAAGAUCAUCAUGACCCCAAGUUUGAUGACUUGGGGGUCACUGUUGAGCUUGGCUGGCAUACACACCCAAACUACACCACAACACCAGGUCAUUGUCAAUACACUUUGAUUAUCUACCCAACUGAUGAGUUCAAAGAUGGCUACACCACUGCCCUGCCAGCUACAUUUGCGAUUGUUGUUGCUUGCACAUUUUCAUUGGUGGCCAUUGUAUUCUUCAUCUAUGACUCCAUUGUUCAACGCCGCAAUCUGGAGCUGGCUCAAGAUGCUGCUCGAUCAGACAAGCUUGUGUCUUCUCUCUUCCCUGGUGAAAUCAAAGAUAUUCUCUUGGCACAGCAGGAUGUGGGAGACAUCAAGGGAAGGAAGGGAGCAGUCCCUGGAUUCUCUGGCAGCAGCGGCUUCAUGAACCAGCCGGACUUAACUUCCACACAACUUGCAAAGGCUUAUCCACACACAACCGUAUUCUUUGGAGAUCUUGCAGGUUUUACCGCAUGGUCUAGUACUCGAAAGCCCGAGCAAGUCUUUGAGCUCCUUGAGACUCUUUACAGUGCCUUUGAUUCCAUUGCGAAGAAAAAGCGUGUCUUCAAGAUUGAAACUAUUGGAGAUUGCUACGUUGCUGUCUGCGGUUUACCAAAUCCCCAAGAAGACCAUGCCACCAGAAUGGUCCGUUUUGCCGAUGACUGCAUGUCCAAGAUGAAGAUCCUGACCACAGAGCUCUCUGAAACUUUGGGAGCUGAUACAAGCAACCUGCAACUGAGGGUUGGCUUGCACACUGGGGGUGUCACUGGUGGUGUAUUGCGUGGUGACAAGAGUCGCUUCCAGCUGUAUGGUGACACUGUGAAUACUGCCGCUCGCAUGGAAACUAAUGGAGUCCCAGGAAGAAUCCAUGUAUCUCAUGUCACUGCUGAUGAGCUCCUAUCUAUGGGCAAGAAGAACUGGUUGACGCCUCGGGAGGACAAGAUUGCGGUAAAAGGAAAAGGUGAAAUGGACACAUACUUUGUUGCAAUUCCGGAAAAUGGGGCAGCAUCAAUAGUCUUGUCAUUGACUGACACAGAAUCCCAUGAUGAUACUGGUGUCCAGCCUUUGGAUGUCAGUGCAUUGUCUGUCUAAGCUGGAGGGCAUCAAUGAGAGGGGUACCGUAGCAUGUGUAGAUACACAUAAACUAUUAGCCAGACCAAGCCUGGGUUGAAGGAGGACACACACUGACAGCGACCAAAUUUUUCUGUGGGCUCCGAUAUGUAUCCAUAGCGUACCGGUAGCCAGCCCGCCAACGUGCUUUCUCUGAGGUCCUUUCGGCUUUAUUGAAUCCAUCAGCCGAUCUGAUUAGGCCCAAUUCAAUGUUUCACCCAUCGCUGGCAUGCUGCAACGAAGGCGCACCAAAGUCAUCAAUCUCCACAAGGAGGGAGAUGUGUGUUAUCGUCGUUUCAUAAGGAGAGCAAUCCUUGCUUUUUCCCGCUCCAUGAUGAGUUUGAUGGUGGGAAAUGGUGUGAGGCUCCAUGGAGUUCUUUUACAGGACUGGUCCAGUCACUGGUCGCAGCAGCACCAACAGCGGCAGCAGUGUCCUCAUUUAUUUAAAUGUCCCGCCAAGCCAAGAGCCAAUGCUGUCAAUGUCAUUGGAAGCACGCGCACAAAAUGAAGAAGAAGGUCUGCCAGAAGUAUCAACACCAUCUCCCAAAGUGUCGCUGCCAUCGAAUUCUCAGCAUGAAAAGCACCAAGGAACGAAGUACCGCCCGUCAUGUUCUGUGACCAUAACAAAAGGGCUGGGAAUAGUACCUAACAAUGGUGGUUAUUAGUGGGAAAAGAGAAGGUGGUGUAUGUGGACAAGAACGAUACACUUGGACACCUUAUUGGUUUGAAAUUAGUCCAUGCCAGUGUUAUCAUUGUAAUUGGAAGCACUGAAAGCUAGCAAGCUUACUCCAAGUAGAAGGGUACCGGUACUAGUACUAGUACAAUCCAACCAGCACGAGCUGUCUACUCACACCACAAAGACAAGCAAAAACCCCACAAGAGCAGUGCUUCCACUCAUUCAUCACAUUAGCCAUGCAUCCUUCACAACAAGGUCAUCCAAGAAGCAAACACUGCAGUCGAACUUUUCGCCGCGAAAAAACUCACAUGAACCCAGUCCUUUGGCCCGAUGGUAUGGAGAACCUCGAUGCCAUCUGGGCCGGACACCGAAGCGGAUCAAACUGUGCAGUAAAAGUGUGUGGGA
This is a messenger RNA of Seminavis robusta, 3301 nucleotides long. The record is from the annotation of a GenBank genome assembly. NCBI's taxonomy places the organism in Eukaryota, Bacillariophyta, Bacillariophyceae, Naviculales, Naviculaceae.